UCACUAUCGCGCCACUCCCCAAACUACUUAUAAAGUAGAACCCAAAAGACGAAGAGCUGCGCAGACAGAGCUCAACCACCACCCGACCCUCUCCAUCCUCCAUCCAACAGUGAAAUCUCCACACGGCACCACAAUGAGUUUGAGGAGCAAGUACAGCAGCCGCCCAGGACUACGCACGUCUUCGGGGGGCUUCAGUAGCCUGUCCCUGGGAUCCUACUCCAUCCCCAAGAUCAGCACCGCGGCUAACAAGACGAUUACAGCCGUGACCGUCAACAAGAGCCUGCUUGUCCCCAUGACGAUAGACAUCGACCCCAACGUACAAGUUGUGCGCAACCAGGAGAAAGAGCAGAUCAAGGGUCUCAACAACCGCUUCGUCUCAUUCAUUGAUAAGGUAAGAUUCCUGGAGCAACAGAACAAAAUGCUGGAAACCAAGUGGAAGCUGCUGCAGGGACAGACCUCAGCCUCCUCCAACAUUGACCCCAUGAUGAAGUCCUACAUCGCCAACCUGCAAAAGCAGUUGGACAUCCUCAACAAUGACAAAUACAGACUUGACAUGGAGAGCAAUGCCAUGCACAACAACGUGUACACCUACAAGACAAACUAUGAGGAUGAGAUCAAUCAGAGGAGUGAUGCGGAGAAUGAGUUUGUCCUGCUCAAGAAGGAUGUGGACGCAGGCUACAUGUCCAAGGUGGAUCUAGACGACGGUUUGUCUGUUCUCAGUGAUGAAUACAAAUUCCUCAUGGCUCUGUAUGACGAGGAGCUGCGUGAGCUGCAGGAGAGCAUGAAGGAGACGUCUGUGGUGGUGCAGAUGGACAACUCCCGCGGCCUGAACAUGGAUCAGAUCGUGGCCGAGGUUAAGGCUCAGUACGAGGACAUCGCUGCUCGCAGCCGCGAAGAAGCUGAAAGCUGGCACAAGACCAAGUUUGAUCAGAUGACUGCUGAGGCCGGUCAGUAUGGCAGUAAGCUGCAGAGCACCAAGGGAGAAAUAUCUGAACUCAACCGAAUGAUCAACCGCCUGCAGAAUGAGAUCCUGGCUGUAAAGGCACAGCGCACCAGCCUUGAUGGGCAGGUAGUCGAAGUGGAGCAGCGUGGGGAGGCGGCCGUGCUGGACGCCAAGGCUCGCAUCAGGGAUCUGGAGCUAGCUCUGCAGAGGGCCAAGCAGGACAUGGCUCUGCAGGUCAGAGAGUACCAGGAACUCAUGAACACAAAGCUGGCCCUGGACAUAGAGAUCUCCACCUACAGGAAACUGCUGGAGGGAGAGGAGGAGAGACUUGGACAGGCCUCUAUUGUCAACAUCCAAACAGUUCCCACCAAAACCAUCCAGGUUAACACUACUGUCCUCUCCACAACAGCCGUCCAGGAUUACAACCUCCCGACGCAAAGGUCAAAUACGGUUCUCAUCCAGACAGUGGACUCAUCAGAUGCCUAAAAACACUGCAGCGCAUUAGCCUGCUGGAUCACUGUGGCCAUUUAACUCUAACCUUUACAUGAAUUUCUUUGUGAGCUACAAUAAGCCAACUGCACCAAUGAGCCAAAUGUGUGUCUUAUUUGUUUAUUUUUCUCCUCCUGUUGUCACAUUAACAACUACUUCCUGUGUUUACAAUAAAGAUGUGCUCAGCUGCAUGAUCA
Molecule: messenger RNA, 1629 nt
Organism: Sebastes umbrosus (honeycomb rockfish)
Lineage: Eukaryota; Metazoa; Chordata; Actinopteri; Perciformes; Sebastidae
Product: keratin, type II cytoskeletal 8-like
Exons: 9
Coding region: 134-1429 (431 amino acids)
Biological process (GO): keratinization; intermediate filament organization
Cellular component (GO): keratin filament
Molecular function (GO): structural constituent of skin epidermis
Source: RefSeq, a predicted model, not a curated record